CUAUUUGCUGCUGCUUUAAUGCCAUGCAUCCCUCUCCUGAUUGAGAACAUAUUGAUCUAAGAAAGGGCUGAUCAUUAUGCUGAAGCGGUGGCGGGUCACUGUGACAAGUUUCAAAGAUGAUUAAAAAUAUACACAACACCAGAAAUGCCAGGAGACGAGAGGAAUACAAAGGUAAGAGGCAGCGACUCUGAGAGAAUACAAAUAAGAAAUUAACAUUUAGAGGCUUUGGAGUUGAAAUAAUAUUCAAUCCAAGGACCAAAACAUUAAUGAUGUUGUGUUUGUUUUUACAUUUGUUGUUCCUUUGUGGCAGGGAUACAAAGAUCUGUAAAUUCACCAAGAAAGGGAUUGAGAUAUAAAUCGAUGAUUAAAAAUAAUAGUAACUACUUGCAGCCCUGCACUUCUAUCACAACCAAAUCCUGAUUUAGAGCAUCUGUAACUCCUUAUUCAAUAACUUUUUCAAUUGCUUGUUAAAUUAAAAGAACUUUGCAGCACAUAGAGCCCAGAUAAGUGUCUGUAUCAGGAAAUAAUUUGUUGAUAAGCCAAUGAAAGUCAACAACACAGCACCAAUAGAAACGUGCAUGAAGUGUAAAAGGUCAUUUAUAUUCAGUGAAAAUAAAAAACAACACAUUGUUUCCUAUUUUUUCUUGACCUCAGAAUGCUAGUUUAUAGUUUAUAGUAAUAGUUUUUUUUAAAUAUAUUUUACUUUUCCCAAAGGCUGCAAAAUGCUUACUUCUACAGCUAUCCAUCGUUUUGACCCCAUUUUUUAGGAAGAGUGAAGAAACAUGAAGGCAGUGAAGCAGGGAGGUUGAAAAUUGUAGAGGAGGAGAUCAUGACACACCAGAGAAGUGUGGGUCAAGGCAAGGCAAAUUGUGAAACCAAAAAAAAAAGAGAGAAAGAUGAAAAAGAAAACAUUCCCUGACUCAUUUUCCUAGUUUUCAACUGGUUACAUGCUUAACUCCACUUCUUCUCGCCGCCUCGCCCUCAGCUCUUUUCCCCUUCUUCCCCUCCUUUCUCCUUGAAUAAUUGAUCAAUGCAUUUUCUCUCCCAGGCAGACAGUGAAACAACUCCCUCCUUUUCAAACGCCAAUCCGGGGGGGUGCGAUGAGAUGUCAUUAGGGAUGACUGACAAUAGAAUUCACACUCAGACUAUAAAGGACUGUGUCUAAAGCAGAUUAUUAUUGUAAAACACCAAUAGAUGUACUUCUUCUGUAGAUCCAUUAAGACUUUCUUUAUUCAUCUUAUUAUUUUAAGCAAAUUUGUAGAUGCAGAUGAUUCAAUACUGUAUGAAUUACCCUUUGUUCUGUUUCCUCCCCAUGGACGAAAGGUACAGAUGGAUUAGGAACAAAGAAUAGGGCGUGUGGGGAGGAGGGAGAAGUUCACAUUCGGAAGAAUAAGAGAAAAAGAGGAGGUGCCUUGCAAGUUAAAUGUGUUGUCGGAUCAAACCUGAAAUACCUCUCACUUUACGCACUCCGUCUGGUUUGUCCAUUCAGGCUGAUGUAGGAACAUGGAGGCACACGAUGGAUGAGCGUCGAAAUGGGACAUUCGUCAGAGAGUUUGGGACUACAUCGAAGAGAAGAACCUGGCCAAUUUUCCGAGGCCUGUUCACAACAGGAUCCCGAAUUUCAAGGGCGCCUAUACAGCCUGUGCCAGAGUGUCUGAGCUGCCGGUGUUCACCCAGUCACCUGAGGUCAAGGUGGAUCCUGAUAAACCAUUGGAAGGUGCUCGGAUGGCAGUGCUACAGGCACAGAAAACUUUACUGGUCCCUACUCCUCGUCUACGCACUGGUCUUUUCAAUAAGAUCACUCCUCCUCAGGGGGCGACCAAAGAACAGCUGCGCAUAUGCUCUUCCUCUCAGGGUGUCAGAGACUUCAGCGUUCCUGUCGGGCUGGAUGCAAAGGUGAAGGUAGAUCUGGUGGUGGUUGGCUCGGUGGCCGUGUCAGAAAAAGGCUUUCGUAUUGGAAAAGGUGAGGGUUACGCCGACAUGGAGUACGGCAUGAUGGCUUCAAUGGAAGCGGUGAAUGAGUCGACUGUGGUGGUCACUAUUGUCCACGACUGUCAGGUGGUGAACAUCCCAGAGGAGCUGAUCGAGAGUCAUGACCUGACUGUGGACUACAUCCUCACGCCCACCAGAGUGAUCAAGACUGACUGUCAGUUACCCAAACCACAAGGAAUCGUCUGGACUAAGCUGGACAUGGAAAAACUGGAGAAGAUCCCCAUCCUAAAGACACUGCAUGCUCUGGAGGAGCAGGCUGGAAAGGAUGUAACACUGGGGGUGGCGCUUGCAGCAGCAGAGCCUGCUCUGCAUACCGCGCAACCCAAAAGGCAAACCAGACGGAGGCCAAAGCGGAACACGCAGCAGGAUGCCGAGGGAGAAUCCAAACAGUCCGCACCCAGAGGAGAGGGACAGCAGAAAGGUAGACUGCGUCCGGCCAGGGUGAGGAAAGAAAGCAGAGGCGAUGACAAAGGAGGUGACGAGAGAGAAAUCGGAGAAAAACGAAAGGUAAAAAGUGGACGCAACAUGAGGGAGAAAGGCCCCGAGGAGAAGAGUGGCGAAGUGACAUCCCAACGUAAAAUCCCAGCGAGUGUGACCACAGUUUACCUGGGAGGAAUCCCCACCGGAGUCCGUGUUAGCGAGCUGAAAACUGCCCUCAGAGAGCGGGAGGCUCCUCCACUGAGGCUCACCUGGCAGGGAGCUCAACACAGGGCCUUCCUUGACUACAACGACCCCGAGGCUGCAGAAAAAGCCCUUGAGGCUCUGCAGGGUCUCAGUCUGAAUGGUCAGAGUCUCCAGGCCGAACUGGCCAAGAGUCAACGCGGUGGCAAGAGGUCCGGAGAGUCCAACCGGAGACCAAGACCCUCACCAGCCCUGAAACCUAAAACGUCAACAUCGACGGACGACGCGGCCGAGACGACUGAGCAGUAAAAAAAAAAAAACAGUCGAGCAGCCUUGAACAACCUUCAGAAGAGUUAUUUGUGUUUUUAUUAUUUAUGUAGGUUCAGUCACAAGAUGACCCUCUCUUAUUUGGCUCAUAAACAUCUAAAGUGAGUGCUAAUUGAAAAUAAUAUCAUUAAAACUACACAGCAACUGCAAAUGUAGAAAUAUAUAAAAGCAGCGUCAGGUCAUGCAGGAUUUCACGUCAUAUACAUUUUCACCGUAUUUAACCCAGACACACGUAACAGUAUGUGCCUUAUUCUAUUUAACCCUCUGCUCUGUGUCCAUAAGAGGUCACGAGCCAGAGAAAGCUUUUUUCCAGGUAGCGCCACCUAGUGGACAUUUACACAAUUUUCACAAUCCUUUAUAUUUUAAUACGCCACAGUUUUUGACCGCAGUGUUUUUUGCGAAACAUUUUUUUAACCACUCAGAAAUUGUGUUUCUGUUUUUACAUUUAAAACUCAAAUUUCCAUAAAUCCUGAACUUACUAUGCAGAUUCAACCAAGAACUGUUAUUUCUAAAUUUGACUAGAGAAUAUUUGACGUAAAAAAAAAGCCAUAAUUAAACUGUGAUGAUCUUGUAGCAAUAACCAGAAAAACCUUUUGCAUGUUACAUGUAAAAAUUAACUCUUGGAAUGCAGUUUAUGUACUUAAAGUAAAUCUAAAGUUUUUAAUUUAUACAUAUGACAUUUCAAAGUGAAGGGCCUUUGAUUUCCAAUAGUUUUCUUAUUUGUAAGUAUACAACCCUACAACUUAUUUCAGGUUACGAUAAAAUGUUCAUAUGAGUUCAUGUUGAUAAUUAUCAUAGUAAAUGUCAGUUAACACAAAUUUAAGAACACCUUAAUUCAAAGCAGUUGUGUGCUGUAUCUGAGUGUUUGUUUAAUACAUAAUUAUAUAGGGUUUCAAUCUAAGUGAUAAAACACCUUUAUUGUCCACACCUACCUUUUCACUUUUUACCUUUUUUUUGUGUGUGGCCGGCGUCACCACAUAAUAAAUAAGAGAUGGUUGGAUGGACUGUUAAACUCUUUAUGCCUCUGUUUGUAUCACAGUUCACUAAAGCGAUCGACUGAACCUGUUUUUUUUGUCUUCAAUUGUUCAGAUUCCCACUUUAACUGAGACACGUUGCAGCACCGGUUGCAUCCUGAGCCCAGCUGUAACUAUCGUUGCCACAGUAAACCUGAGGAUUGUUCCGAUGAGGCAUUGAUUCAAGGUCAAAUAUUAAAAGUAAACAUACCGGCUUAGGGCAUUCAUUUUAAGGAUACGAUAUGAUACACUUUAUUGUCUCUUUAGGGAAAUUAAUUUUGGUUUCACUGGUGCUGCAAAUACGAAAAACACUAAGUUAAUUUCCCUACAAGGCAACAAUAAGAUCAAAUUUAGAUUCAUUUUGGUGAUAGUUGUGGCACAAAUCUUUAAACUAUACCAAAUACCAACAGUAUCUUACAGAUGCACAUAUCCAUACUUAUGUAGCCUAUAUAGCCUGUGUCUUGUUAUCUGCAUAGACCUUUUUACCUGUUAAACCAUACAUUUACUUCUGUGUCUGUGUGUUGCACCAGAGCAGAGAAGUGUCCUGUUUUCUCCAGAUUGUAUUUAGACACAAGCACACACAGCAUGUCUGUCUGCACUGAGCAGGAUUCUGGCUUUUUAUGGAGCUGUCAUGCAGGCCUGUAGCUGCACGACGGGCAGCAGCUGUGGAACCCCAUCUCUCCCUCUCUCUUUCUCUCUCGCUCCCACUCCCUGAGCCAUGCCACAGCACUAAACCUCGGCAAAUGUCAUCAGUUAGUUAAAGCUAAUGUUCUGUUGCACUGCUGUUACCCUCUGUGCUCUGUGGCAUUUUACUGGGGUUCAGUCAGUGGUCAGUGUCGUGCACGGAGACGUGUGAAGACAAACCUCAACGACGUGAGCUACAGAGUAAAGUCUUACACAGCACAGUCCCGCCAUUUUAUCCUUUAACUCUAGGAGCACCUGUUGUCUGACACUAUAAAUAAUUCAAAUUAUAAACCACA
Molecule: messenger RNA, 4933 nt
Organism: Solea senegalensis (Senegalese sole)
Lineage: Eukaryota; Metazoa; Chordata; Actinopteri; Pleuronectiformes; Soleidae
Gene: mthfsd
Product: methenyltetrahydrofolate synthetase domain containing
Exons: 10
Coding region: 1726-2922 (398 amino acids)
Cellular component (GO): cytoplasm
Molecular function (GO): RNA binding
Source: RefSeq, a predicted model, not a curated record